This is a messenger RNA of Dipodomys spectabilis (banner-tailed kangaroo rat), 5370 nucleotides long. It is a transcript of the gene Spata13, whose product is annotated as spermatogenesis associated 13. Gene Ontology annotation, molecular function: protein binding; guanyl-nucleotide exchange factor activity. NCBI's taxonomy places the organism in Eukaryota, Metazoa, Chordata, Mammalia, Rodentia, Heteromyidae. Gene Ontology annotation, biological process: intracellular signal transduction. The coding region runs from base 286 to 4014 and encodes 1242 amino acids. The record is from RefSeq and is a predicted model, not a curated record. The transcript is spliced from 13 exons.
GUUGCUAGCCCUGAGGCGGUACCACCGAAUCGGACGAGUUCGGGGCUCCACCUGCCCUGGGAGCGGCCCCUUUGGGGUGGCAGGGACGCUAGCUUUGGAGCCUCGGUCGAAUGGGGACCCGGCGAGGUGGUGACUGAGUCCAGGGAUCCGAAUGUGCAGAGCAGGUGUGAGGGUUGGACCAGAGUCCUUGGAAGUGAAGAUGUGGAUCUGCCAUUCCCAAACACGAAUGUACAGGGCCGUCUGAGCCAGGCUGCCCUGUGGCCACAGGUGCCCAGCCUGAAGAACAUGACCACAGCCCAGGAUGGCCAUGGGCAAGGUCCUGCUGCCACUUGUGCAGCCUCUGACCCCAAGGACCUCAAGAUGGUGACUUCCCCAGUAUGUCAGAAUGGAGGGUACAGAAACAGCCAGGACAGUGAUCCCGAAGGUCCAGACACCAGGCUCAACCCUUCUUCCAAGCUGGUGCGUCUUUUCUCUGUAAACCGGAAGAGAAUGAGUGCCCACCCCGAGAGGCCCCGCUCUGUGGUCCUGAUGGGCAAUUCUUCCACGUGGAAUGCACUGGCAUCUUUCAGGAAGAUGGGAUCUUUUAAAAAACUGAAGUCAUCUGUCCUGCAAGGAAUUCAGAACCGUGAGGGGACAGAUUCUUCCAAAGAGGAAGUUUGGGAACAGGAUGUGAGCAGUGCCAUCCCUAAUGGUACCAUCGUGGGAAGUCAUAUGAACAGGGGGCCUACUGGGAGACAGGCAGGUGACCCACCCAGUGUAGGGGAGGGGGCUGUGUCUGACUGCUCAGACCCAGAGGAUGAGGAUGCAUUCCAGAGAAGCACACACCGAUCUCGCAGUAUCCGCAGGGCCUACGGCCUGGGCCGCAUCAGCCUGCUGGACUCUGACAAGCCCCUUAUCCCCCAGGGCUCCGUCAAACCCCUGUCCCUCUCCAGCCAAGAGCCCACCCUGUGUGAGAUCCUGGUGAGGGACCCUGACAGCCAAAGCAGCUUGUACAGAAGGAGCAAAAGCACAGACAGUUUAAACUUUCUGAAGAAAAGUUCCUUCAAACGGAAGUCCACCUCCAAUCUCGCUGAUCUCCGGGUGACCGGUGACAGCAAGCUCCCGCCCCAAAGGACUCUAAGCAGCUCCUCUGCAGACUCAGAGAAGGCUGGCGGGGCAGAGAGAAGGACCAAACGCUGGAAGAGCCCCAUCAGAGCCAAGGACUUCGAUCGAGUCCUGAAGCUAGUGAGCAACGUCAAAGAUGCCUCGUGGAAGAGAGAGGUUCCCAAGACUGGGCCUCUGGCUCGGGGGGAGGCAGGCCUUCGGCUACAAACGCAGAGCCGAUUGCAUGAUGACUACUCCAGACGUGUGUCCAGCAGCUCUGAGCAGGACCGGAGGUCCAGCACCCCCAGUCGUAGCCCAGCCGCUUCCCAGGGCCCUGCUGCUAUUGAUGUCGAUACCGCUGUAGUCCCUCUAAAAGCUGAGCUCGCCCACCAAUCAGGAAGCACCAGGCCCCAAGCCUGUAACGCAUCAGCCAGUCCCAAUGACCAACAAGGGUGGACCAAAGUCUCUUCUGAUGAUGCCAGUAACCCUAAGCAUCUUCUCACCCCACUGCCACCAAUUACACCCAAGCCCCAGAGUCCUCAGAGCCCUGGGGCAGGAAGUUCCAAGUGCCCUACCAGCCCCACUGUGCUAUCCCUGAGUUCAGAGGAUGGUGAAGACCGGACAGAAGAUCCUGAACAGAUGCAGCCAGCACCUGGGUUCUCCCCAGACUGGGUGCCCACCCAGAAUGCUGAUGAGGGUAGAGGUGUAGGUGGUGGCAGUCACUCUCAGCCGGAUUCAGAGGAGCAGAAGGAAGAGGUGACUAAGGACACUUGGAGGCCCGGCUCAGCCCAGAAUGAGGAGCAUGCCGAGGCACCCCGAAUCUCCAAGAGGAGAUGGGGCUCAGGAAGGCGCACCCGGCCACGGCCACUGUCUGACUAUGGCCAGCUGGCCAGUCGAAGUCUAUCCAUUCCUGAAGACACCAUUGCUGUGGAUCCCCCGGGGGAAGAUCACGUGGAUGGGGUACCAGGAGUGAGCAAGAUUCCGACCAGCUUGGACAGCAGUGGCCCCAUAGGCUGCACCAGGGGAGGCCGGAGAAGGCGCCCCAUAUCCGUGAUAGGAGGGGUCAGCUUCUAUGGCACCAGCCAGGUGGAAGACAUCGAGAAUCUGCUAACCCAACCAGCAGCCAGGCCUCCCGUGCCUGCUCACCAGGUGCCCCCCUACAAGGCUGUGUCAGCCCGCCUCAGGCCGUUCACCUUUUCCCAGAGCACCCCCAUUGGGCUGGAUCGUGUAGGUCGCCGAAGACAGAUGAGAACAUCCAAUGUUUCUUCAGAUGGAGGGACUGAAUCCUCUGCCUUAGUGGAUGACAACGGGAGUGAGGAGGACUUCAGCUAUGAAGAGCUCUGCCAGGCCAACCCUCGGUAUCUACAGCCAGGAGGGGAGCAGCUGGCCAUCAACGAGCUGAUCUGUGAUGGCAGCGUGGUUUGUGCGGAAGCCCUUUGGGAUCAUGUGACCAUGGAUGACCAGGAACUGGGCUUCAAGGCCGGGGACGUCAUCCAGGUCUUGGAAGCUUCAAACAAGGACUGGUGGUGGGGUCGGAAUGAGAAUAAGGAAGCCUGGUUUCCUGCCAGCUUUGUCAGGCUUCGAGUCAAUCAAGAAGAGCUGCCAGAGAAUUCCAACAGUCCCCAUGGUGAGCAGCAGGAGGAAGAGGCCAACCAGGCUCGUCACAAGCUCACUGAGAGCAAGCAGCAGAUGCGGACCAAUGUCAUCCGGGAGAUCAUGAACACUGAGCGGGUGUACAUCAAGCACCUGAAAGACAUCUGUGAGGGCUAUAUUCGACAAUGUCGCAAGCACACAGGAAUGUUCACGGUUGCACAGCUAGCCACGAUUUUUGGAAACAUUGAAGACAUCUACAAAUUCCAAAGAAAAUUUCUGAAAGACCUUGAGAAACAGUACAACAAAGAAGAGCCCCACUUGAGCGAGAUUGGGUCCUGCUUUCUCCAGCACCAAGAGGGCUUCGCCAUCUACUCUGAAUACUGUAACAACCAUCCGGGCGCCUGUGUAGAGCUUUCUAACCUCAUGAAGCAGGGCAAGUACCGGCACUUCUUUGAGGCCUGCCGUCUGCUCCAGCAGAUGAUUGACAUUGCCCUGGAUGGCUUCCUCCUCACACCUGUGCAGAAGAUCUGCAAAUAUCCCCUGCAGCUGGCCGAGCUGCUCAAGUACACCACGCAGGAGCACAGUGAUUACAACAAUAUCAAGGCAGCCUACGAGGCCAUGAAGCAUGUGGCCUGUCUGAUCAAUGAACGCAAACGCAAACUGGAAAGCAUUGACAAGAUUGCUCGCUGGCAGCUGUCCAUUGUAGGCUGGGAGGGCCUGGAUAUUCUAGACCGCAGCUCUGAGUUGAUUCAUUCAGGAGAACUGACCAGAAUCACUAAGCAGGGCAAGAGCCAACAGCGGACCUUCUUCCUGUUUGACCACCAGCUGGUGGCCUGCAAAAAGGACCUGCUACGCAGGGACAUGCUGUACUACAAGGGCCGCAUGGACAUGGAUGAGAUGGAGCUGAUUGACGUGGAAGAUGGGCGGGACAAAGACUGCAACCUCAGCGUGAGAAAUGCCUUUAAGCUCGUCAGUAGGACCACAGAGGAGGUCCAUCUGUUCUGUGCCAAAAAACAAGAAGACAAGGCCAGGUGGCUGCAGGCCUAUGCAGAGGAAAGACAGCGGGUACAAGAAGAUCAGGAGAUGGGAAUGGAAAUUCCAGAAAACCAGAGGAAACUCGCCAUGUUAAACGCUCAGAAGGCAGGACAGGGCAAGUCAAAAGGCUACAAUGGAUGCCCGGCGGCCCCACCCCACCAAAGCCUGCCACCCCUGCACCAGCGUCACAUCACUGUGCCCACCAGUGUCCCACAACAGCAGGUUUUCGCCCUGGCGGAGCCCAAGAGGAAGCCCUCACUCUUCUGGCAUACCUUCCACAAACUCACCCCCUUCAAGAAAUGAGCCAGGCAGGAGCACACCUCCACGAACUAUUGUAAGAAGAGAAGUACCUGCGUUUCCUCCGACUGAAGUCCAUGGACAGGUCCUGGGCCCAGUGCUGAGCACUUCUUUUGGAACACUGAUGAAGGGGAGAAGGAAUCGUCCUUGCCUUCCAUCUUCAGAAACCCAGCUGCCUUCAUGGAAGGGAAGCGGUCAGGAAGAGGUCAUGUUACACUGGGAGCCUGGUGCAAUCUGAGGUUCUGGAAGCUGGGAGCCAGAGUCAUGCUCUGGGGGCUGGGGGAAAGAAGGAUGUGAUGCUGGGGCACAGGAGUACCUCUGCUGUGGGUCCCUGAGCCAUUCUGGUCCCUAAGGAACAACUCAAUCCAGUUGCUCUUUCUGCAUUUGACUUUGAGUUGAAAGGACUCAUCUGUGGUCUAGGGGGAAUUUAUAUGAUUCUACUCGUUCCCUAGAAGAGCUUUUCUCUUUUCUGUAGCUGCAGCUCUGGUGUCACCUGAGGCCACACAUUUACCAAGCAACAGUGCAGGUCAUAUCUUACAAGCUUCCUCCCCAGCAAGUGAGGGGGGGAAACUGAGGCAUCUGUCCCCUGGCAGCACAGCUGCCUGGGAAGAAAUGCCACCACAGGCUGGUUUGGCCUUUUUGUCUGUCUCUGUUGAUCCUUGCCUGCUGCAUGCCUUGUGUAGAUAAUGCCUCAAGCAUAAACCUAAGAGACUGCCAUUCACACAAGCAUUUUGUGAUACAAAAGUUCAUUGACUUUAGGUUUGACAGGCAAAUAAGUGCAGGAGUUAGGAGCAGUCUUAAAAGCACCUCUUCCAAAGGAGAGUCUUAACAUCCUUGCCAAUGAAAUUACAAAGACACUGACACCCCAGGGGCAAAGCAAUCAGCUUCCUGUUGACCUACAGCACUUUGUCACAGGAAUGGGGCCAGUAGAGUAUAGCCAUAGCUGUAGCAGAGCCACUGUGGGCAUGGCAGCAACUCCCAAGAUGCCUUUGUAAAAGAGGCUUGGAGGACUCAUCAGGUCACACAGGCUAAGAGGAUCCAGUAGAUCAUGAUCUUCCUUUCCUUAUCUCUACUGGAGAGUGUGAAGAAGUAGUUUUUACUGUGUCUGGAGGAGAUAGACUUCACUUUUUUUUUUUUUUUUUUUUUGCCUCCCUGGUACCCUGGCUAGAGGAUAUCAUUCCCCAGCCUCUGGGUAAUAGUUCAGUUUUGUAUGAUGUUCUUGCAAAGGUCUUUCUUCUUUCACAGCCCCAUGCUUGAGAAUAAGUAAGUCUGUAAUGUCAUAUAUAAGCAUUGUUAGCUUAGCUACUUAGAAGGCUGAGAUCUGAGAUUGCAGUUCGAAGCCAGCCCAGACAGGAAAGUCUA